This is a messenger RNA of Caenorhabditis angaria, 6637 nucleotides long. NCBI's taxonomy places the organism in Eukaryota, Metazoa, Nematoda, Chromadorea, Rhabditida, Rhabditidae. The record is from the annotation of a GenBank genome assembly.
AUGAAACCAAAAAUGAUUCUAUCAAUUUCAAAAUUAUUCAUCAUCAUCAUCCUCAUUUUGACGGCAACUACAGUAAUCAGCAGCUACAAUCCGGACUGCAAAUUUAUUCAAAAACAUGACGGGGAGACAUUUGAGAGAACAAUGUUUGUGUUUUUAAUUGAUCGAUGUAUUCCGGAAUAUGUGAGUUAGAGGAACUUGGAUUUUUAUCAAAAUAUAUAUUUUCUAGCAAUUUCCGACCAGCUGAUCACAAUUCCAUUGUCAAAAAUUGCAAAUCUCAAAUCCUAAGUGGAAAUUUGGGAGGUCAGAACUGAUUUCAGAUGAAAAUCUGAUAGCAUAGGGUUGUUCAGAAGAACAAAUCACAUAUAUUUUUGGGUCUCGCGGCGAAAAAUUGAUUUUGCCUUGGAUUUUUGGUGAUUUUCUAGGUCCUGUGUGAAAUUUUCACUGUUUUCCGGGUCUUGAAGAGAAAAUUAAGGCUUUUUUCGCUUCAGGACCCAGAAAACAGUGAAAAUUCCAUCCAGAACCUAGAAAAUCACCAAAAAUCCAAGGCAAAAUCAAUUUUUCGCUGCGAGACCUAAAAAUAUAUGUAAUUUUUUCCCUAUACUAUCAAAUUUUCAUGAAAAUCAUCUCGAAAUCUAGUUCUAACCACCCAAAUUUCCACUUAGGAUUUGAGAUUUGCAAUUUUUGACAAUGUAAUUGUGAUCUGCUAGAAAAAUAUAUAUUUCAUUAAAAAAAAACAAUUUUCGCAGAAACUCAACACAAUUUUUAUGCUGAAACAAAUCACGUGUCAAAUACCAUUCAAAAACAACAAAUUAUUCCGUUUCGCACUUGGUGAUCUUUCCGACGAAUCCCUCCAAUUUCCCACCCCUUUCAAAAUCGAAAAUCUCGAAGCAGCCGUUGAUGAAAUCUACAACAAGCCACUCACAACACAUUCAAAACUAGCCAAUUCUCUGAUUCGUCUCAAACGACUUAUAACUAUUAUAGCGAGUAUCAAGAAUAUGAAGAUGCAAACAAUUAUUAUUCCGACGUUGGUUAUCAAGGAUUGUGUCAAUUCAACAAGUGUGUCGUGCUCAUCGCAAGAAGUUGUUGCGAAAUUUAUGAACAAAAAUCAUGUGUUCAACGUCAGCUUUGUCGAUUUUAAUAAGGUUGCGGAGACUGGAGAUUUUAAUCGAAUUCAUGUUCCGGAUCAGGUUUCACAGAAUCAAAAUUCUCCACAAUGGUUGUUGGAAAAGACACAGAAAUUGUGAGUUUCAAAAUGCCACGUCAUAGGUUGAUCUAUAAUUCUCUGAAGUCAAACUUCGACUAUGCCACGUGGCAAAUAACUUGAAUUUCAAGUUUCGGACCGAUGUCAAAUUCUAGCACAAAACCACAACUCAACUCGAUUCCAAAGGCGAAAAUCGGAAUUCUAGUCAAUUUCAGAACUUGCCCAGAUAAAUCCCUAAAAAUUUUUUUCACAGUGUGGAUGUGAUGAUUGGAAGGAAGCCGAAAACCACAACAGCAGUUGCGACUACACCAAAACCAACAUUUCCACCGACAACUACGACUUUGCCUACAACAGUUCGGACUACGACUCAAGUUCCAACCACAACAACUAAACCCCCGACCACGACGACAGUUCCAACUACGACAACCUUGCUUACAACUACAACAGGUAAGUAGAUCAAAGCUUCUUGUACAUAGAUCAAACAUAUUUUUCUCUAAUGCGAUGUCCAAAGUGAAAAUAUAGCAAAAAAAAUGCGAGAAUAUAUUCUGAAGGGUCUCACGACGAACAGAGAAAUAGUGUUUAUAUUCGAGAGAAUCAGACAGUUCGACUUUAGACGAUUUCACUUUGGACAUUGUGAGAGGUCAAAAAAAUGCGGAAAAAACCCUGCGGUAGUAUAUUACACUUGUAUAAUUUACCUUACAGUUCCGACAACUACACAAAUUCCAACCACAUCCACUGUAGCCACUACCACAACUGGUAAGUAGAUCUCACAACGGGAACCUAUUCGACCUGCUGAUCACGAUUCCGCAGUCAAAUUCUGCGUACCUCAACAUGAGUUAUGACGUGGCAAAAAUCAGAAAUUUUGAAAAAUCGAUUUUGAUGGAAAUAAGCAGCUUACUUACGUAAUUGACGCUACUGAACAACGCUGUACUAUCAGAUUUAAAAAAAAAAAAAUCAGCAGGUCGAAAACCACUAGAAAGAGGGAAAGUUUCGUUCCACCGUGAAAAAAAAUACGGAAAAACCCCUAUACAUUACAGUUCCGACAACUACUCAAGUUCCAACCACAACAACCUUGCCUACAACUACAACAGGUAAGUAGAUCUCAAAUUUCUCCAGAACUGUCAGGUGGAAUAUAAAAUUGUCUAUAACAAUUUCAGUUCCAACCACAACAACCUUGCCGACAACUUCAACCGAUCCACCUACAACUGCAAUUCAUCCGAGUUCUACCCAACCACAGACUUCAGCGAGUUCUGAAGUCGCAACAUCUACAUCUGCAGCUCCAACUUCAGCACCAAGUUCAAAUUCAACGACAGACACCACAACAUCCAAAGCGGCUCAAACGAGCUCAGCCUUCGCACUCAAAUUAUGGAUGAUAAUUGUGAUCGUAGCCGUGAUAACCCUAAUUCUAUUGAUCGCGAUUUGCUGCACAGUAUUCUGUUGUGUGAGAUCGUCGAAAAAUCGGAAAAAGAAGAAGAAGCAAAUUGAGAUGGAGAAGAUGAAAAAGGAGAAGAAGGAGACAAAUCGAAAACGAGAGACGGCGAAGAAAAAGACAACAACAAAUGGCAAAAAAUCGGGAGUCGAAUCGAAAGGUUCGAAAGAGUCGACGGGAUCUUCGACAGCAUCGGCGGAGAAGAUGAUGAAGGUGGAGAAAUCGGUGCCCGAUAAAUCGACGUUGGAUUAUUCGAUUACACUGGAUGAUGAGAAUGUGAGUAAGGCCAAGAUGUCUAGCCUAGAUCUAGACUGAUAGUUCAAGGCUAAAGACGCUUCCAGAUAGAUCUAGACCUAUGUAACUUACGAUAAGUCGGGCCUAUCUAGAAAGUUUGAAAAUCAAACUGUGUAGGCCUUAGGUUUGCCACGUCAUAACUAUGAUUUUGGAACAGAAAAUCGAAGUUAGGCUAAACAAUGGACAGAAAAUUGUUAAGCCUAAGCUUUAGGCCCUUAAAAGCCACGUCAUAACCAAAAUUUCCGUGUUAAAACGAUGAAGCGAAAAUCAAAGUUAGCCUAAGUUAAGCCUAAGCUUUAGGCCCCUCAAAAGCCACGUCAUAACUAUGAUUUUGGAACAGAAAAUCGAAGUUAGCCUAAGUUAAGCCAAAGCUUUAGGCCAAACGAUGAACUAAAAAUCGAAGUUAGCCUAAGUUUUAGGCAAAACGAUGAACUAAAAAUCAAAGUUAACCUUAGUUAAGCCUAAGCUUUAGGCAAAACGUUAACCCAAAAAUUUCCAGGAAAAUGGAAAAUCGCAAGAAUUCAUCACUCACGACGAAACCGAGCAGAAACCAAUCCGAAAUCCACCACCGACCGAAAUUGCGCCCUCGAAACCGCUUCCGAGUUCCGCUUCCGGAUCCGCAGAGCUUGCGCGCCACAAAAAAUCGAUGCCGAAAAAGAAGCGAAGUAAAUCGAAAAAACAUUGAUGUUCGGAAUAAAAUUGUUGCGUGUUCUGUUCUAAUUUUGGGUUCUGUAGAUAGAUUUCCGAAGGUAGAACUAAGUCAUUUUUAAUGUGGGAAAAAGUAUGAAAACCGGAAUUAUUCUCUAUUUUUUAACGGGAUUUGUAGUUACGAUAAGUCCGCCAAAAUGUGAAUAUCAGAAAGAGAAUAAUGUGUAUAAUCAAACUAGAUUCAUUUUUAUAGUGGAUCGAGUGGUGGAGCAAGUUAUUGUAAGUCAGAAUAGGCUGAGAAAGAGGCCGCAAUUCUUUUGAACCAAAAUUUUGCAGAAAGAAAACACAAAAUAUCUGCUAAAACUAAUCGCUUGCAAUAUUCCAAGUUCGCCUAACUUCGAAUACCUUCUAAUCGAUAUGGCGGAAAAUGAGAAGCCUCAAAAAGUGCUGAUUCACAACCUGGAGCAAUCGAUAAAUCACAGUCUUUCGAGCAAACCAAUUGCAAAUCCAGAUCCAGAUCAAUGGACGGCGACACUGUCAAAACAUCUCGAAAAAAUCAAUGAGAUGCGGGAUCAUUCGAAUAUUCAGAUUGUCAUCUUGAAUCAUCAAAGAUGCGUUGACAAACAUUUGAUUUGUUCAGUUCGAAGAUUUCUUGCCAAAUAUUUGAAGGGAGGAGUUAAUGGAACUCGAAAGGAUUUGAAUAUUAUCGAAUUUGUGAGGAAUGGUGAGAAACCGGAGAAUGGAACGGAGAAUACACUUUUGAUUCGAGAGGAUUUUUCAAAAAAAUUGGAUUUUCCCGAAAAUUUGGUGAAGGAUACGAAGGAAUUGUGAGUUUGUUUAGCGGUCAGAGGGUCAAGGGUUCGAUCCCGCCACUGAACAUUUUUUGAUUUUUGUCAAAAAUCCGAAAAAAACGCAUGUUCAGUAGCGGGAUCGAACCUGUGACCUUCUGAGUACAAAACGAAGGAAUUUUCAGCGUUUCCCGAAUGAUUCCACCACCAAAUCCACUCAAAUCACCAAAAAAACCGAAAAAUCAAAAAAUGGACAUUUGGCUAAUUAUAGUUCUAGCAAUUAUCGCCCUAAUUAUCAUUUUAGUCAUAAUUAUCAUAUGCACGGUAUGUUGCUGCAAAUGCUCAAAAAAGAAGAAAAAGAAGACGGCAAAAAAGAGCAAAAUCGGGUCGGAUGAAGAUGUUGGAAGUGGAAGUCCUGGCGGAAAAAUGUCACCAAAAAUCGCGACGAAAAAAUCGAAAAGUGGAUCGACUGAAUCGGUAGAUCAUAUGGAAAUUGAGGUGAGGAAAAUGGAGAAAACUUUGCCCGAAAAAUCGACGCUUGAAUAUUCGAUCACGUUGGAUGGAGAUGAUGGAUGUGAUGUAGGUUUUAAAACAAAAAAAAUGUCAGUAGCGGGAUCGAACCCGGGACCUUCUGAUUAGAAAUUGAGGCUUUUGCUAGCAAAAAUCAUGAAAUUUUGAGUAGAAAAUCUGACACAUUCACAAAUAAUUGUUCAGUAGGGGAUCGAACCCGGGACCUUCUGAUCAGAAAACAAAGCUUUAACCAGCUGAGCCAAAAUUUCAAAACUGAGCUUAUUUUUCGCGUAGAUCACGAAAUUUUGGAUCCUGAGCACUUAAAUCUAGAAAUUUCAAAAAAAUUGUUCAGUAGCGGGAUUGAACCCGUGACCUUCUGAUUGGAAAACAAAGCUUUAACCAGCUGAACUAAAUUUCCCAAUUUUCCCGAAAAUCGCAAAAUAUUUUGCAGAAAGAGGAGCCAAUCAAAAAUUCGAAAGAAUCUGGAAGCAAGGAAAAUCCAUCAGCUGAAAUUGUCGUUGAACCAGUUAAGCCUAAGCCUAAGCCUAGGCCCGGAAAAGGGCCUGGGCCUGGGCCUGAAAAAAGAAAAGACGAGAAAAUGUGAGGCGAAAUCGAGAGGAAAAGGGAAAUGAAUGUUUUUGUUUGGCUCAGCUGGUUAAAGCUUUAUUUAGCAAUCUAAAGGUCGCGGGUUCGAUCCCGCCACUGAACAUUUUUUGAUUUUUGUCAAAAAUCCGAAAAAAAACGCAUGUUCAGUAGCGGGAUCGAACCCUAGACCUAUUUUUCACGUAGAUCACGAAUUUUCAGCGUUUCCCGAAUGAUUCCACCACCAAAUCCACUCAAAUCACCAAAAAAACCGAAAAAUCAAAUAAAAAUGGACAUUUGGCUAAUUAUAGUUCUAGCAAUUAUCGCCCUAAUUAUCAUUUUAAUCAUAAUUAUCAUAUGCACGGUAUGUUGCUGCAAGUGCUCAAAAAAGAAGAAAAAGAAGACGGCGAAAAAGAGCAAAAUCGGGUCGGAUGAAGAUUGUGGAAGUGGAAGUCCUGGCGGAAAAAUGUCACCAAAAAUCGCGACGAAAAAAUCGAAAAGUGGAUCGACUGAAUCGGUAGAUCAUAUGGAGAUUGAGGUGAGGAAAAUGGAGAAAACUUUGCCCGAAAAAUCGACGCUUGAAUAUUCGAUCACAUUGGAUGGAGAUGAUGGAUGUGAUGUAGGUUUUAAAAUCAAAAAAAAAUUGUUCAGUAGCGGGAUCGAACCCGGGACCUUCUGAUUAGAAAUUGAGCCUUUUGCCAGCUAUAUUGAGUCUACAGCACUUUUUGACUAGAAAAUCUGACACAUUUUCAAAAAAUUGUUCAGUAGGGGGAUCGAACCUGUGACCUUCUGAUUGGAAAACAAAGCUUUAACCAGCUGAGCCAAAACUUCAAAAUUGAGCUUAUUUUUCGCGUAGAUCACGAAAUUUUGGGUCCUGAGCAGUUAAAUCUAGAAAUUUCAAAAAAUUGUUCAGUAACGGGAUUGAACCCGUGACCUUCUGAUUGGAAAACAAAGCUUUAACCAGCUGAGCCAAAUUUCCCAAUUUUUCCCGAAAAUCGCCAAAUUUUGCAGAAAGAGGAGCCAAUCAAAAAUUCGAAAGAAUCUGGAAGCAAGGAAAAUCCAUCAGCUGAAAUUGUCGGUGAACCAGUUAAGCCUAAGCCUAAGCCUAGGCCUAGAAAUGGGCUUGGGCCUGAAAAAGGAAAGACGAGAAAAUGUGAGACGAAAUCGAGAGGAAAAGGGAAAUGA